GGUCCCUAUUAUUUUCUACUUGUUCUCUUCUAUGUCUCUAAUCAUGCAAAACACAAAACCACACGCAGCAAUACUUGCUAGUCCCGGCAUGGGACACCUGAUCCCUGUUAUAGAGCUCGGAAAGCGCUUAGUAACCCAUCAUGGCUUCCACGUCACCAUCUUUGUUGUCUCAACUGAUUCUUCAUCUUCUGCACAAACCCAACUUCUCAAUUCGCCAAACCUUAAUUUCCUCGACAUUAUCUCACUCCCACUCGUUGAUAUUACAGGCCUAGUGGAUCCUGCGGCAUCAAUAGUAACGAAGAUUAUAGUCAUGAUGCGCGAAUCCUUAGCAGGACUUCGGUCAACGAUUUUUUCAAUGGAGUAUCGCCCGACGGUUCUCAUCGCUGACUUGUUCGGAACCGAAGCGUUGACUAUUGCUGAUGAGUUCGAGAUGUUGAAGUACGUGUUCAUUGCUUCUAAUGCGUGGUUUCUUGCGAUCACGAUAUAUGUGCCAACUCUUGAUAAAAGAGUGGAAGAUGAGCACAUCAACGGUCAGAAACCUCUGAAGAUUCCAGGUUGUGAACCGGUCCGGUUCGAUGAUACCUUGGAUGCGUAUUUGGACCGGACUGAUCAAGUUUAUGAGGAGUAUAUUCGAAUUGGCCGUGAGAUUUGCAUGGCUGAUGGGAUUUUGUUGAACACGUGGGAAGAUCUGGAGCCCAAAACAUUCGAGGCCUUGAGAGAUCAGAACUUAUUGGGUCGGGUCACUAGGGUUCCAGUUUAUCCAAUCGGUCCAUUGGCAAGACAGAUCGGACCUCCUGUUUUGGAUAACCAAGUUUUGAAUUGGCUGGACGUGCAACCGUCUGAGUCAGUGAUAUAUGUCUCGUUUGGCAGUGGUGGGACCCUCUCAGCCGAGCAAACAAUCGAGCUGGCUUACGGGUUGGAGCUGAGCCGGCAGAGGUUUAUUUGGGUGCUACGCCCACCCGUGGAUAAAGAUGUAUCCGGGUCAUUUUUUAAUGCGGGUAAUGGCCCAGACGGCUCGGCCAGUUUCUUGCCUGAUGGGUUCAUGACCCGCACCAAGAAAUUGGGCCGGAUCGUCCAUAUGUGGGCCCAACAGGUGGAGAUUUUGGCCCAUCCAGCUGUCGGUGGAUUUUUAUCUCAUUGUGGUUGGAAUUCAACCCUAGAGAGUAUUCUCAAUGGGGUGCCAAUGAUAACAUGGCCAUUGUACGCAGAGCAGAAAAUGAAUGCUACUCUACUGUCCGAAGAUCUCGGCUUAGCUGUCCGACCGCUGGCACGACCAGACGGAGUUGUGAGGAGGGAGGAGAUAAGUAAGAUGGUGAGAAGGAUAAUGGUGGAUAAAGAAGGAUAUGUGAUAAGGAAGAGAAUGAAGGAAGCAAAAGGCAAAGCUCUUGAGGCGGUGAGCAAAGGUGGUUCGUCUGAUGAAUCACUGUCUCGAGUGGCUGAGGACUGUGUGAUUAGCUUGCAGUCUGGAAAUAGAGCAAAUGAUCAUGGUGCCUGGGAUACUCGAGCCAUGCACAUGAUACGUGCACAAGCAAUCGACGCAGCUUAUUAGUGUCAUGAGUUAUAUUAAUUAGUAAAAUUAAAGAGUAAUGUGAGCUUUUAAAUAAUAAUUUGGUUUGGUAUUAGUUUCUUUCAUUUGGCUUGAAUAGAUUUGUUAAUCUUCUCAAGGUUCAGUGAUAUUGUAGUAAUUUGUGUUAGUUUGCUUUAGUGUUGCUUGUUAAGCAUGUGA
Molecule: messenger RNA, 1726 nt
Organism: Tripterygium wilfordii
Lineage: Eukaryota; Viridiplantae; Streptophyta; Magnoliopsida; Celastrales; Celastraceae
Product: UDP-glycosyltransferase 72E1-like
Exons: 1
Coding region: 32-1549 (505 amino acids)
Molecular function (GO): UDP-glycosyltransferase activity
Source: RefSeq, a predicted model, not a curated record